AUGCUGAUCCAGGUGUGCCUGUAUUUUUAUUGUAAAUUUUUGUGGCGUUGCCUGAAAUUUGUAAUGAGAAAACUGACUGGAAGAUGUGAACUGCAACGAAUCUGUUAUAAUACCAAGCCUGGAGCUUCUAGAACCAUGAAAAUUGAAACAUCACUGAGAGAUUCAAAAAGUAAGCUAUUACAGACUUCAGUGAGUGUUCACCCUGAUGCUAUUGAAAAAACUAUAGAUGACAUCAUGGAACUGAAAAAAAUUAACCCCGACAUAAAUCCACAAUUGGGAAUCUCUCUUCAGGCUUGCCUUCUGCAAAUUGUUGGCUACAGAAACCUUAUUGCAGAUGUGGAAAAACUGCGCAGAGAAUCCUACGAUUCUGAUAAUCCCCAACAUGAAGAAAUGCUUUUGAAGUUAUGGAAAUUCUUGAAGCCCAAUACUCCACUGGAAUCCCGGAUUUCUAAGCAAUGGUGUGAAAUUGGUUUCCAAGGUGAUGAUCCUAAAACAGAUUUCCGAGGAAUGGGACUUUUGGGACUGUACAAUUUGCAGUAUUUUGCAGAAAGAGAUGCUGCAGCAGCUCAGCAGGUCCUCUCUGAUUCUCUUCAUCCCAAAUGCAGGGAUAUCACUAAAGAGGAAAUAAGCAAAUUCAGCAAAGCAGAAUGGGAGAAGAAAAGGAUGGAUAAAGCAAUUGGGUACUCAUUUGCGAUUGUGGGCAUCAAUAUAACUGAUCUGGCAUAUAAUCUACUGGUGAGCGGAGCUCUAAAAACUCAUUUCUACAACAUCGCUCCAGAAGCUCCAACAUUAUCACACUUCCAGCAAACAUUCUGUUAUUUGAUGCAUGAGUUUCAUAAGUUUUGGAUUGAAGAGGACCCUAUGGACAUAAUGGAAUUUAAUCGUGUGCGAGAGAAAUUCCGCAAGAGGAUCAUAAAACAGCUGCAGAAUCCAGACAUGGCAUUGUGCCCGCACUUUGCUGCCUCAGAAGGUUUAAUCAACAUGUAG
Molecule: messenger RNA, 987 nt
Organism: Budorcas taxicolor (takin)
Lineage: Eukaryota; Metazoa; Chordata; Mammalia; Artiodactyla; Bovidae
Gene: ELMOD1
Product: ELMO domain containing 1
Exons: 10
Coding region: 1-987 (328 amino acids)
Molecular function (GO): GTPase activator activity
Source: RefSeq, a predicted model, not a curated record